Brienomyrus brachyistius is the source of this 1262-nucleotide messenger RNA. It is a transcript of the gene ska1, whose product is annotated as spindle and kinetochore associated complex subunit 1. Lineage: Eukaryota; Metazoa; Chordata; Actinopteri; Osteoglossiformes; Mormyridae. Bases 95 to 856 code for a protein of 253 amino acids. The record is from RefSeq and is a predicted model, not a curated record. The transcript has 7 exons. Gene Ontology annotation, molecular function: microtubule binding. Gene Ontology annotation, biological process: chromosome segregation; mitotic cell cycle; regulation of microtubule polymerization or depolymerization. Gene Ontology annotation, cellular component: mitotic spindle; outer kinetochore; spindle microtubule.
GUAGAAACGACGCGUGACGAGGGAAGUUUCAAAUAGAAGCGCGUAAGGAGGGAACCGCUGUAUUUUGGAUUUUCUCCUUCGUCUCGAAAAUAUCAUGUCGGGGGAAUUAGAAGACCUCACUCGGCACAUAAACGACAAGAUAUCAUCCAUAAGAAGGGUCUUGGAGCUGCGCAGUCUCGCGCAAGAUGCUGACAAGCGGAAGAUUCUCCUCAAGGUAGGGCAGGACGUCCUUGAAAUCAACGGCCUGUUGGACCAGCUAGAGAAACACAUUGGGCAGCAGAGGUACAUGCUGGCAUGCUUAAAGGAACUUGAAGAGUUCUUCCUGGAGGAUGUGCGAGAUGGAAGUCACCUGAAGGACAAUACCCCAGCCUAUAUGCCCAGGAAAAGCCAGCCAGUAAUCAAUGGUCUGGCUCCAGCUCAGAGCAAGACUUCAGAGGUACAGGUGGCCCCAGAAAAAGACCAACCUCGGAAAAAUACCCAUAAUCCCACACGGGAAAUGGAGUACAUCACUGUGCAGGAGUUUGACAGCAUUCCUCCAUAUAUGAGAGGCCGUGUGAUGCACGGCCAGCUCAAUGCUGUGGUACAGGGGAUAAACGCAGCUGUGACGGGGAAGUACAGCAUCCUGCAGCAGUCGGCCAAGACACUGAGCAGCGCCUCACGCAAACUGCACCAGCGCUUCAAGGACGAGGAGACCAAGGAUACCAAAGGGCAUUUCUUCGUGGUGGAGGCUGACAUAAAGGAGUUCACUCAGCUGAAGGUGGACAAGCGCUUCCAGGGUAUGCUGAACAUGCUGAGACACUGCCAGCGGCUACGUGAGCUGCGGGGGGGCGGCCUGACGCGCUACGUCCUGCUGUAACCGGACCCCUCCCCGUGGUGCGGGCUACAGCCCUGCAGAUUGAGAGGUUUCCAUCUGGGCCCCAGGGCCUGGCGGAAAAUGCCACAAACAUUCCCAUCUGGGUGUCAGGCCAGGUCAUAAUUCUCAGUGCCUGAAAAGCUCAGUAACAUUCUGGUGGUUCUUUCCAUUUCCUUUCCUUCUGGCCUGGAUUGGCUGGACCCUGUGUUAGAAGCAUGAGGGAUCCUGUGAAAGUGAAAUGGGUCAAGGCUGCCUAGCUUACGUAUGUGCAACUCAAACACUCUUCUAACCAAACAUUGCUGUGUGCUUUUCCUGUUCUUUGUUUUGUACAAAAAUCUUUUCAUUUGAGAGAAAGGAAGAGCCGGAGAUAAAUAAAUUCAUUUCUUUAUUAAAGGUUACCAUAAUCAAA